Molecule: messenger RNA, 1065 nt
Organism: Drosophila serrata
Lineage: Eukaryota; Metazoa; Arthropoda; Insecta; Diptera; Drosophilidae
Product: peritrophin-48
Cellular component (GO): extracellular region
Molecular function (GO): chitin binding
Source: RefSeq, a predicted model, not a curated record
AUGAUUACUACGAUUCAAUUGCUUAUUGGCUUGUUAAUGAUCUCCUUGAGCUCCGCUACCUUUGAUCCCUCUGUCAUCUGCUCUCUGGUGGUCAGUGGAACCAAGAUUAAUGAUCCGCGGGCAUGCAAUGCUUGGAUACAGUGCAUCGAUGGGCAGCCUGUGAGUGGAACCUGCGGCACUGGUCUCUUUUACGACCGGGAGAGCGAGGAGUGCUUGAGCUCUGACAGCGUCAAGUGCCUGUCCAGUGAUCCCUGUGCAGCAGUGUCCAAUGGUUUCACAGAAGAUCCGUACUCCUGCAAUGGCUAUUACUACUGUGUAAACGGACAGGGAAAUCUUGGGGUCUGCAACCAGGGAAUGAACUUCAAUCCGGGAACAGAGGAUUGCAUCAGGAAUUUCCCAUGCCCUAAGAAAAUGGAUCCUGAUAGCUACUGCAACAUUCUGCCCGAUGGCGUUUUCAUCAAGGACCCAACAAGUUGCAAUGGCUGGCAGAUGUGCUGGGACUCUCAGGUGAUAAAUGGCACCUGCCCGGGCACCUUCUACUUCAGUGCCUCGACAGCCCAGUGCGAUUAUCCAGAGGAUGUGGAAUGCGCCGUAACCCCAGCGCCGGAUAUUGCCGCAGAGGGAGUGUGUCCCGAAGCUGGAGUAUUUAUUUCCGAUAGCAAAACCUGCAAUGGUUACUAUUACUGCCGGGCAUUGGAGAACGGAGAGAUAGCCUUGGAGCAUGGGGUGUGCUCCAACGAAAGGUUCUUCCUGACCACCAAUGGUGGAGCAUGUGUGCCCCGCUCCAAGGUGAAAUGCGACUUCGAUCGAUGUGCCGGCCUGGGGAACAACACCAUUCAGCUGGCCAACGAGUCGGAUGAUGGAUGUCGUGGAUAUGCCAUCUGCCAGGAUGGCGUCACGAUAGGACAGGGCACCUGUCCGCAGGAUGAGUAUUUCGAUGAGCUGACACAACGCUGCACAACGCAGACGGUAUCUUUUACCGCCUGCGUGAUUUCGGAGGCGACGACCAUCGAGCAGCGGACGGCGGUGAGUGAUGAUGGCACCACCACCAGCUCGGUCUCGUGA